Lactuca saligna is the source of this 558-nucleotide messenger RNA. The record is from the annotation of a GenBank genome assembly. NCBI's taxonomy places the organism in Eukaryota, Viridiplantae, Streptophyta, Magnoliopsida, Asterales, Asteraceae.
AUGCCCGUGGUCUCAUUUCAUAUUCAGAUGCUGAUUGGGUUGGUUGUCCCUCAUCCAGGUACUCCACAUCUGGAUACUAUGUCUUUUUGGGACAAAAUCUUAUUUCUUGGUCAUUUAAACGUUAGGGCACAAUGUCUCGAUCAAGCGUUGAAGCUUGAAGCUGAAUACAUGAGGGUUGCCAAUGGGGUUGUUGAAACAUGUUGUGUUCGGAAUCUCCUUUGGGAAGUUCAUCACCCUCCUUCUCGUGCCACUAUUGUUUAUUACGGUAAAACACAAACCAGUAGCUUUCAAAUUUCCCCUAUAAAAAGACCACUCAACAUUUGCGAUUUCCCACCCACAAUCAGUCAAUCACCAAUGUCUUCCGUUGGAUUCAGUUAUGCUCACAUAAACCUGCAACAGCAGCGUCUCAAGAAGAAAAUGAAGAACUUAACACAAGAUUUUCCGCCGGCGACACCUACCGCCGACUACUCCAAUCAGAAGAAGAAGUUGCCGGACCGGAAAGUUCAUCCCGCCGGAAACCUAUCUUCUCCGGUGGUUUCCCAGCACUUGGUUUUGUAA